AUGCUUCCAUGUUUUUCUGUCGAAGCUAAACCAAAAUUAACUUUUGAUGAAUUUUUUAAUUAUACUACGUUUCCAUUUUUGAAAUUUUCUCCAACUGGUCAACAUUUGCUUAUUCAAACAAGGCAUCAAUCAUGGAAUACUAAUGCUUAUGAGAAUACUUUGUGGCUUUAUGAUAUACAAAAUCAAACAAAAAAAUUAAUUACAACAAAUCUUCGUCAAUCAAUCAAACCACAAUGGUCACCGAGUGGUGACUACAUUGCAUUAAUACCAAAACCUCAUACUUCGAUAAAUAAGACGGAUGAUCAGAAAUCAGAACAAUAUAUUUAUUUAUAUUCUCUUAUAUCAGAUGAACUAUUUCCUAUUCACAUUGAUAAAGAUAUUCUGUUAGCUUUUACGUGGUCUAACAAUGAUUCAUCUGUUUACAUAGCUGUUAAUGAUUUGUGGUCAAAAGAUAAAGAAAAUGAAUUAUAUAAAGAUGAAUGGAAAGAUGUUAUUCAAUAUCGACAACAUGUAGUGCGUAGUAACAGUACAAUCUAUCGUAUUGAUCUCAAUUUAAACAAUCUUUUGUUACCUGUAGAAAGAAAUAUUGUUCGUAAUGUAUCCUUUCUUAUUAAUCAGUUAUUAUAUGUUUCCUAUGAAGAGCAGCUCAUCGUCUCAUCCGUAUCGAAACUUGUCGAAAAUCUAAAUGAGUUUGAACUAUUUUCGAUUGAUCUUCGAAAUACAUCGAAAUUAUCAAAAUUGACUAAUAAUGAAGAAAUCGAAAUAGAAUUACAGUUAUCGAUUGAUGGUCAUCAUCUCCUUUUUCUUACAGUCAGUCUUAGUUCAAAUAAAGGAAAAUUUAAUAAUACACAAUAUCGUCUUUAUUCAUUAAAUUUACUGAAUGGACAACUAGCACGUUUAGGAGAAACAUUUCAUGGUAGUAUCAAUGGAUACACAGUAAAGCAUGAUUCUGAUGUUUAUAUACUCGGACAAUUAGGAACAGAAGUACAAAUUUAUACACAACAAUCAUCAACGAAAGAUUUAAUUCAUCAUCAUGGAUGGAAUGGAACAUACGAAUCGAUUGUAUCAUCAAAUGAGAAUGGAUCAAUCGCAUUUGUUUAUUCAUCACUUGAAAAACCUAUGGAAGUUUAUUUCAUUAACAAUAUUGAUCAAUUGAAAUCAGCACAAGCAAUAACCAACGAAAAUGACUUAUUUACUCGAAGAAAUUUACCGCAAACAAAAUUAUACAAUUGGAUAAAUGAAGAUGAUCAUCGACUGAUCGAAGGCAUCCUACAUUAUCCACCUGACAUGUUUGAAUCUAAAAAUUUAUCUCUGUUAGUGCUUAUUCAUGGAGGUCCUUAUUGGGCUAGUCUAAAUAGACUUGGGCUCGCUUGGCAUAAUUGGGCUUCAUUGGCAGCUUCAGAAGGUUGGUUGGUAUUAGAACCUAACUAUCGAGGAUCAACAGGCUAUGGUGAUCAAUUUCUCAAUGAAAUUCGUUAUAGACCACUAUCUCGACCAGGAAAAGAUAUUCUUUGUGGAGUUGAUCGAUUGAUUAAAGAUGGCAUUGUUGAUCCACACAGACUUGCAGUCGGUGGUUAUAGUUACGGUGGUUUUUUAACAAAUUGGUUAAUUACGCAGACUAGACGUUUUAAUGCUGCCCUGUCAGGUGCUGGCGUUGUUGAUUAUGCUUCAGCAUGGGGUAUGAUGGAUUUGCCUGUACCACUCAGCUACUUGUUUGGAGGAUUUCCAUGGGAAGCACCAAAUAUUUAUCAAAACGAAGCACCUAUUUAUCAAUUAGAUAGAAUACAUACACCAACACAUAUCAUCACUGGUGAAAAUGAUAAUCGAGUUCCUACAUCUCAAAGUUAUAUAUUAGAACGAGGACUUCAUUAUCUUGGUAUACCAGUUAAAUUAAUUAUUUUUCCAAAAGAAGGACACUCAAUGACUGGUAAUCCUUGGUAUGGAAAAAUAAAAGUUCGAGAAGAAUUGAAAUGGUUACUAAAAUAUGGUAAUCAAUCACUGAACAACAAUGAGCUAUCUAGUAACAGUGAAAGACCAAAAUUCGCUUAUACUUUACAAUUGUAUAUGUUCUUGUUCUCGAUUGUGAAAAUAAAGAACACGUAA
Molecule: messenger RNA, 2103 nt
Organism: Rotaria sp. Silwood2
Lineage: Eukaryota; Metazoa; Rotifera; Eurotatoria; Philodinida; Philodinidae
Source: the annotation of a GenBank genome assembly